Corvus hawaiiensis (hawaiian crow) is the source of this 8908-nucleotide messenger RNA. Its product is annotated as guanine nucleotide-binding protein G(q) subunit alpha. Gene Ontology annotation, cellular component: heterotrimeric G-protein complex. Bases 419 to 1498 code for a protein of 359 amino acids. Gene Ontology annotation, biological process: adenylate cyclase-modulating G protein-coupled receptor signaling pathway; action potential; phospholipase C-activating dopamine receptor signaling pathway. Gene Ontology annotation, molecular function: GTPase activity; G protein-coupled receptor binding; guanyl nucleotide binding. The transcript is spliced from 7 exons. The record is from RefSeq and is a predicted model, not a curated record. Lineage: Eukaryota; Metazoa; Chordata; Aves; Passeriformes; Corvidae.
GUCGCGUCGGAGGGCGGUGGGGGUGUCGGCGGCCGCCAGGGACACUCGGGGACCGCGCAGGCUGCGGGCGGCAGCGAGGGAAGGGGAGCAGCAGGGCGAGGGGUGGCUCGGCUGGGUAGCGCUGCUGCUGCCGCCGCGGUGGAUGUUUCCAUGUUGUUCGGUGCAUGAUUUAGAGGAGAGGAGGAGUUGGCAGCGGCGGGUGUCAGCGGCAGGGAGCGGGGAUCCGCGCCGCCAGCGGCCCUGCCUUUCUUCUCGCCUUUCUGUGGCAUCGAGGCUGCCCUGCCUGCGCGGCUGCCCUGCGGCGGCCCCCGGGCUCUCGCAGAGCGCCUGUGCCCCCCGGGGCCGGAGCGGCGGCGGGGUGCGAGUGUGCGUGCGGGUUUAGGGGGGGUGGGGGCUGUGUCUGAACCAGUUAGGAAGAAUGACUCUGGAGUCCAUCAUGGCGUGCUGCCUGAGCGAGGAAGCCAAGGAAGCCCGGCGGAUCAACGACGAGAUCGAGCGGCAGCUGCGCCGGGACAAGCGGGACGCCCGCCGUGAGCUGAAGCUGCUGCUGCUGGGCACAGGAGAGAGUGGCAAAAGCACAUUUAUCAAGCAGAUGAGAAUCAUUCAUGGAUCAGGUUACUCUGAUGAAGACAAAAGGGGCUUUACAAAACUGGUGUACCAGAAUAUAUUUACAGCAAUGCAGGCCAUGAUCAAGGCCAUGGAUACCCUCAAAAUCCCAUACAAGUGUGAAAAUAACAAGGUUCAUGCACUGUUAGUUCGAGAAGUUGAUGUAGAGAAGGUGUCGAGUUUUGAGAACCCUUAUGUAGAUGCAAUAAGAAGUUUGUGGAAUGACCCUGGAAUUCAGGAGUGUUACGAUAGACGACGGGAAUACCAAUUAUCAGAUUCAACUAAAUACUAUCUUAAUGACUUGGACCGCAUAGCAGAUUCCACCUAUCUGCCAACCCAGCAGGAUGUGCUCAGAGUUCGAGUCCCAACAACAGGAAUCAUUGAAUAUCCAUUUGACUUACAAAGUGUCAUUUUCAGAAUGGUGGAUGUAGGAGGCCAGCGAUCAGAAAGAAGAAAAUGGAUACAUUGCUUUGAAAAUGUCACAUCCAUCAUGUUCCUAGUAGCUCUUAGUGAAUAUGAUCAAGUGCUUGUGGAGUCAGAUAAUGAGAAUCGAAUGGAAGAAAGCAAAGCACUCUUUAGGACAAUUAUCACAUAUCCAUGGUUCCAGAACUCUUCAGUUAUUCUGUUCUUAAAUAAAAAAGAUCUAUUAGAGGAGAAAAUUAUGUACUCCCAUCUAGUUGAUUAUUUUCCAGAGUAUGAUGGACCACAGCGGGAUGCACAGGCAGCACGAGAGUUCAUCCUGAAGAUGUUCGUAGACCUGAAUCCAGACAGUGACAAAAUUAUCUACUCUCACUUCACAUGUGCUACAGACACAGAGAACAUCCGCUUUGUCUUUGCUGCUGUCAAGGACACAAUCCUACAGUUAAACCUAAAGGAGUACAACCUGGUCUAACUGUACCUGAGGCGUCCUCUGAAACCAACUUCCCAUGAUUGAAGAUACACAAGAGGGACUGUAUUAUAAUCUGUGAAAACAAUUUGCAUAGUACUAAUUUAUUGCCGGCCUGGACUCUGUGAACAUCCACAGAGUUUGUAGUUAAUAUUAUGAUUUUAUUUAAACUGUAUGGAGGAAAACCAAAAGAUGCUGAAGUACAUUCACAGCACAUUUCCUCAUUUUUUUAGGCAAAACCUUGUGACGCAAUGUGUUUCAAAUUUGCAGUCGUACAUUUACAAAGAAUAGCAGUUUUUUGCUAUUGAAGCAAAAUCGAGCUGGUUUCCUCUUUCCCUAACCCUUUCUCUCCCCCUCCUUUCCUACUCCCCUUAUCUUUUAAAAGGUACAAUGGCCUUUUUUUUCCCCAGUUGCAUUCCUGGGUGAAAUAUUUGCUGUUGAGAGAUUUGGUCAGGAAAAUACUAUCAUCACAGUUUAAGUCAUCAGUCAUUCUAAUUUUACAGUAUGUACUUUCUUUGAAGGAUCAAAAAGUAUUGAUACUGUGAUUUUUAAAUUCUUUACAUGGGUGUCUUCAUUCUGUCUUCACUUCUGAGACUAGAAUAUUGGAAUUGCAAAACAGAAUUACAGUUGUCUGAGGAUAAUAAAUUUAACCAUAGUUUUACAGUUAAGGAAGGUGCACAGAAGACAGUAAUGAAGUAAUUAAGACACAAUCUGGGAUGUACAUGGAAUAUAUUAGAAUCUCUUUUUAAUUGCCAUGUGCCAUUUUUUUUCUCUCUUCUUUUAUUCACAAAUGCCAAAUAGAAAAGUCAGACACUACAUUUUCCCCGGUGGCUACAGCCUGAAACAGUGUUUUUCUCACUUGUGUGGGGUGUUUUUUCUUAAGUUAGAGCUUUUUUAAGUAUUCUUUUUCCACAGUCGAAAAAUUGUUUUUAUUGUACAAAAUUCAUGUUGCCAAAUCUGGCUUAUUAUAAAACCAAUGCGCUUGAAACAUAAGAUAUUGAAAUGCCAAAUGGAUGGGUUGGGAACUGACCUGACUGAGUCAACUGCCAAAUGAUUGACACACACAGUUUCAGUUCAUAUGUUCCCUCUUUUAGAAAGUGUACCAUUUUCUAAUGCCAAAACCAACAUGUAAGUGAAUAUUCUAUGAGGUGUACCAUGGACCCUCAUGUAGUCAUGUAGACAGUUUAGAUCUCUCAUUUUGUCAGAGAUUAUGACAUGAGCUUGUUUUCUGUAAUAAAGUCAAGGCACCUUUAGUUGUAUCACAAGAAGUUAUCGAUGAGACAUCAUGUUCAGGAACCUUUUUUGAUAAGGUUGAUCGUUAAUUGAUUCACAGGCAUUUGAUAGGCUUUCAUGCAAAAUAGCCUCUCUCAAUGUUCUUUAGAAGAGUUUUAUAAAUGUAAAUGAAGCAGUGAGAAAAUCAUUCUUGAAAUUUAAAUGUGCAAUUUUUUAACAACAAAAAUGCAGCACACGUUGAUGAGCCUUUAUUCUGCAGCUUAGGUUGAAAGGUGUUUUUUGACCCAGGUGCAUGAUUGCUAGCAAGAAAACUCAAGACUUCAGACAUGUAAUUGGAUUGAUUAUCUAUAAUGCCGACUAGAGUUGGCACUAGAGUGCACUUAACACAAAAAUGGCUGCCACGUAGCAGCAGAUGGGAGGUGGAAAAAAGAAUGGCUUAUUAGUUGAUUACCAAAGUUAACAAUAAAUACUAAUGAGACGUUUUUCAUCCUUAACCCUCCCAAAUGCAAAAGAACAAUAAUAAGAACAGUUGCUAUUUUUUGCUCCCUCUUAAAACACCUCGUAAUUUAAAACUGGUUGUAGGUAUAGUGCAAUUAUGAAUGCUAUAAUCAUUGUACAUACAUAUAUAUAUAUAUAUAUAUGGCAGUAUCCAUAUUGGCUUUGUAAUCAUUAAUUUUUGGCAAAUUGAAUGUGCUGUAUUGAUAUGUAUCUAUGUAAUUGUAUGUCUUAUAGCUAAUUCACAUUUUAAAUAAUGUUAUUUUAUUUACUUUUUUAAGAGAGAAGAAUGUAAAUUUUGUCAGUUUAUUUCUGACUAGGGAUUUGUUGUUGUUUUUAUUUACAAAACAAAAUACUAUAGUACAGAGCGGUACUAGCAUCGUGCUGUAUAAAAUCAUUUGCACAUUCCUGAGUAGAAGUAAAUUGGAGAUACCAAGACAGAGAUGAUUUACAUUCAAAACAGUGCUCAAAUCUUGUCAGGGCUUUAUACAGCUGUAGAAGACCAUCCUAUUAGAAGAACUUAGACCAUUUUAUCUCAUAUUGGAGCAUAAGCUUUAAAUAUAAAUUUAAUUUUUGACUGAUUUGCAUUAGGUUACUUUUACUUUUCUAACAGUCUUUAUUGGAAAAGUAAAUUCAGAGAUAUUUCAAACCAUUGUACAUAAGUACUAAUGUAUACAUGCUGUUGCCCUAAAAAUACCAUGGUAAAAUGCAAAACAUCAGAUCAAUCAAUCAGUCUUUCAGAAACUGCGGAAACCUUAGGUAUAAAAACAACAACCAAAAAGUCACUAUUGUUAAUGAUUUUAAGGAGUUAAAGUGUUUUAUUUAAUGAAGCUAAAGCAGGUAGAUUUAGAUUAUAAAAAGUGACACUGACAUUCUGAAUAGGGGAUCAGAGCAGUGACUCUUUGUUACAUACAGCUUAACAAAAUUGGUCCUGAUCAUGCUGUAAAUGGAACAGAGCUUCUGUUUUCACAGUUCCGCUGUUGAUACUAUCUCUUUUUUUAACCUGGGAAUACCUUGCCCACACUGGAUUCAGUGCUAGAAAUGGAACUGUAGCCAAAAAAGGAAGAAAAAAAAAAGAAAAAAAAAAAAAGAAAAGAGGGGAAAAAAAAAGAAAAACACAACGAAACAAAAAGCCACACUAGACAGUGAUGUCUAACAAAAGUUUUGGGGUUUUUAAUUUGUUUUGGUUUUUUUUCUUACGGGAUAUUGGGAGGAGGGGGAGAAGGAAAUAUGGUUCCAAGUUUUGUAUAAAAACAAAACAAAAGUUUACUCAUGCUUUAUAGUUAUAUUGUGAUUGCAAAAGUUUUCAAGAGUGUGUGCCACUGGGCUAUUUUCUGGUAUUUUUAGGUGAGUUGAACCUGUGGCAAUGUUUAGAUCAUUUGAGCAUGUUCUGGAAAAAAAAAUAUUUGGCAUGCCAAGGCAAGCUUUAUAUGAAUCACCUAACACAGCAUUGCAGUAUGACAGUUUACAAAACAUUUUCUUUUUAAAUAACACAGCUGUUCCCACUUGUAGUAUAUUCCAUUGUGGUGGUGAUGGUGGUGUUGUUGCUGUUGUUUUAAUUGGUGGUUUCUACUAUGCCUUAUUAGUGCUUAAGUCCAGAAGUUUGUGCCUCUAACAUGAAGCUGAAGGCAAAAACAUCAAGACAGAAACCCUUUUAACUUUGCCAAAAUGAUGUGUUUUCUUUGAAUGUUAUAAAUGGGGGAGGAGGGAAGGAAAAUGUCUUGGGAACCUGUGUAUUCUAAAUGUUCACUAGCACAAGAAAGCUGUAAUACGUGUUUUACAGAAACCUGGAACUUGCCUUUUUCACAAAUGAACUGGCACUGUCCUUACAGAUGUAGGAUGAUGCAGCUAUAAGGGCAGUUUACUUUUUAUAAUUCAGUCUCUUUUGAUUGUCAAGGUGUAUGGACUGUACUUUUUAAUCAUACUGCUACAUGAUUGUGAAUCACUUUUUAAAGUUUGGAAAUGGAGAAGAGACUUUUAAUGCUGGAUAACAGUCAGAAUUGACUGCAUGAUUUGCAAAAACUCUAUAUGGGGGAAAAGGGCUGCAUAUAGAUACUGCUAGACUCCCAGCCUUGAGUUGUAAGGUGCAGAAGACUUUCAGAUUACUCAACUUCAUGACCCUUUCCUUGCUAAACAUUCUUCACAAAAGAAUGAAAUAUUAGGAGAAAACAAAGACAUGUUAACCCACAUGAAAGAAAUAAAGUAUAGACAUUUAAUUUAUUACAUGUGCUGCUAUUCUUGGAGCUCUGUGCAUAGUUAUCCUGCAGACUAUUACAUUAGUGAACUAAUGAAGUGUUCACAGCAUAUUAACAAGGCCUACACAUGACCUACCUCUAGUUAAAAGAUCAGUAAAGUAGAUAUGUUUUGGAGAGACUGACAUAAGUAAGUUAGAAAAUCUAGAUGUCCUGGUAUUAAAUUAACCAUGGUAUUUUAGAAAUAGACACUUUUGCAAAUACGGUCCCUCUUUUGACAUAAACCAUAAAUUUAAUAGACAUUAAACAACUAAAGCCUGUACAGCUUGUUAGUUUAAUAGAAAUCUUGCAAGAAAAAAAUUUUUAGUUUGAGAAGUGGAGCUACUGAUAAUUCCUCUGUUUUGCCUUUGGUUAUCUAUAGCAUUUUGAGUUCUAUCAGUUAAACAAGAAAUUUUUCUAUCUAGCCAAUACAUUGGGGUCACAAUGUAGAUGAUUAAUGAAUUUUACUGUAAGUAUGUCUUGAGCUUUUUCACAGUAGUCAUGCUGCAGGUAAGAAAGGAAUAGAGAUUUUGAAAAUAGAUUCAAAAAAUACAUCAAUUUUAAUGUAAAUCAGUUGCAGGGUUUUUUUCUCUCAAAAUACAGUUUAAGCUGAUUCCUCAUUUACCUUGCUACAGGAAAUCCUUAUCUGACCAGUUUUUAAUUUUUUUUCUUCUAAGGAAGGUGUGUCAGAUGCAUUUUUAAACUUAAGAGUAUUUAAAAAUAGCAUUUGCUGUUCUAAAGUGUCACUUGCAUGUAUUGUGUGUUGCUUGAGGGACAGAAAUAAUUUUUGAAAAACUAAUACUGUACAGUUACUGCCCCUCAGAAAUGUUGCUGGUUAAAAAUACAGUAUUUUUGGCCACAUCUUCGUACUAUAGCAUCUUCAUUCCUUGUAAUUUAGUUUUUCUGAAAUAUUUGGGCUUAUUGUUUCCCCCAAAAUGCUGCUUAUUAUUGUAAAUGUUGGAUAAAUGUAUUACUCCAAAAUUACUUUCUAAUUAUACAUGCUCCAUCAUCAUUGUCUAAAUACUAAAAUUUCCAGAAUAUCUUUAUUACAGCCAGAUAUUCAAAAAAUUUAGGGUUUGUUACAGUGGAGAUGGUUGGUAAUUUGACAGUAUUAUAAAAGGUUUGGAGUUUUUGGCUUGUCUGAAGUGGAAACUCAUAAGCAUGGGAGAAAAGUAAAAUGUAUGCCUAAGGAAAAGGAAACUCAGACUUUGCAGACAGUGAGGCAAAUUUCUUAAGGAUUUUGGAUGAUUGCAGUAGUACUGCAAGGGCAGUGUGUUUCUUAGAUCUUUUUGUUCACCUGUGUCAUGAUAGGAGUAACAGCAAGAGGCCUAUGUGCUACUUUGCAGGAGUUUGAGUCAUACCUGGUCAACAAUCAGUAGAUCUCAGAUCUUCAUUACUGAAGAAAAAGUAUUUCAGGCAAGUUGCAAAAAUCAGUUUGGUCUCUUUUAAGUAAACAAAACAGUUUAAGUAAGAUUCCUGGAGUGCAAACAGUUUGCCUAAGCAAGGACUAGAGUCAAUGGUUCCUCAUUUUUCUUUCCAGUUGCAGAAUGUAUGGGAGAAGGAUCAGUCAGUGGGGAAGGAUUUAUUUUAUGUCUGUGUCUCUGUGAAGAUAAUGUCAACAAAAUACAGUGUCAGUUGUGACUUUUAGAUACGUGAAAUAGAUGUAGAAACUGUAACUGUGUGAUAAGUUGUGCAUACUUGUGAUUAAAACCUUUCCUCAGACACUACGAUCAUCUCACCCAAUUACCAAGCACUUCGUAGGAUACUGUCCCAACCACGUAGGAAUUCCAGAAUGUUUAUAAACUGCCACAAAAUACACAAUUGCCUCAGGAGCACACCUGGUAUCAGUAUCUGAGAUGAAGGCACCAGACCCCCUCUCACAGCUCAUUACUACCAAAAGGAUCUACCCUCCAAGACGACCUCUGAUCCUGGUUUUCAUCUGCUGGGAGCUUUCCCUCUCUCUUGGGUCAGCCCUGCUGCUUUGCCAAUGAACUGGGUGGAAAAAAAAAAAAAAAACCACCUUAUUUUUGCUCUUCUUGCUUGGCUGCUUUAUUAGUCUAAUUUUCAGGGAUUUCAGCCAAUUUGGCUGAACAAUGGUUCCAACAAGUGGUAAGCUGACCAAGCGGAAGAGGUAGAAUUUUGUUGCCAAGAGGCUUAGAAAUGAGGAAAAAAGGGAGUAACACUUUCCUCCCUGUAAAACCUAGUCCUGGUGCUGUAGUAUCUAAACCCUUUAUGCACUUCGUGGGCUAUUAGCUAUUCUCGCUUGGAAGUGUUGCACUUUUCACUUUGAAAGGUCUUGAUUGCAUACUUAUUCUGAAAAAAAAAGAAAUUACAGAACAAGGAAAACUCUCUCUUGCUCCCCUUUAAGAAGCACGAGUUUCUGUGUACAUGGACUAAAUGCAACUGUAGUCAGACAGCUACCAACAAGUCAAACUUAGUGUUAAGGGUGGAAAAAUACAAGAAUUGGGCUUUUAUUCAUUUCAUCAAAAAAAACCUCAAAACAAAAACCCAAACAAAGCAAAAUUAGUUCUUUUCCAGUAAAAUCUAAAAAAAAAAAAAAAAUGUUUUCUAUCUUAUUUAAAAUGCUUUGUUGCUGGGCAUGACAUCCAAGGUUCAUUGUGUCCUUGUGCAAGGCACUCCUUUCUCCAUUCACAGUCAUCUAUCACACCCAUUAAUUGCUUCCUGCCAUCUGAAGAAAAUACAGUAUUGCUUUAUAUAUGUGCACUCUGAAAUACUUUCUGAUCCUUGUGAAUUAAAUGUAAAUUGGUCUGGUAAAAUUCAACAACUGAUGAUGUGUAGUACAGCUGAAGAGGAACGCACUUUCUGCUUAAUCUUGUUUCUUGUUCCUCCUGCCAUUUUGUUCUGAUUAUUUUUUGGUAUCUUUCCUUUAUCCUGUUUGCCACAAAGAGAAAGUUUCUUGACAUACCAGAUUCAAUUCUGGUAGUCAUUACAGAAUUGAUCAUACUGGCUGCAUUAAAGACAAACUGUGAAUAAGAACAGCUUCAGAAGGUUUCUGUAAUCAGGGGCAGAUCCAAUUAGCCUUUUGGACAGGCAUUUCAGAAAACAAAACCGUAACAUUAUAGCUGGAAUACAGUCGAUUGAAGGAUGUAGUAGGCAAACAUGGGCCAAAUUAUGCCAUUUUAGCAUGUUAUUUCGCAUUGUCAAUAGAGAGCUGUUUUCUAUGAUGUUGCUGAAAAUUUGCCUUUUUUCCUGCAGUCCUGUAUGAGGUGGUUAAUGCAAGGAUCAGGCUGGCACUCAAGUGAAGGGAUGCAUUAAUGCGACAAUAAGUUCAAAUGUAUUCUUGCAGAGACUAUUGCGUAAGAUUACUUUUUAUGAUGCUAACAACAAAAAAAAAAAGAUUACUUGCAUGCAGUAAAUAUUUAAGAUAUUGCACUUUUAUACAUUUAUUAUAAAGAGGAAUCACUCUCUCCCUAAAAAUAAAAAUCCAUUUAUCUCA